AUGUUCACAGUCACCAGAUCCCCCUUGUACGAUUUCAACACCUUGUUCCAUACCUUGGACUCGGUGAACCAGUACCAGCAGGCGCAACAGCUCUUGCAACAACAGUACGAAGCAUCAAGACCUAAGAUCGUCAAGAAGGUUGAGACAGAGGAUAAAUACCAGAUUCAGAUUUUCAAGAAGCAGGGCAACUUCAACACUUAUGAAGUGAAGGUCUUGCGUAACGCUGCUUAUGGAGACAGUAACUUGAUCAACUUGGUGAUCGAGUCCAGACGCGAUGACUUCCGUAAGGUGUUCCAGUUUAGCUUGAAUGACAUUGAGGUUGGCGACAUUGACUGGGAGUACUUCGAGGCUGACAAUGUUUUGGUCUUGAACGUUCCUAAGAAAGUGAAGUACUGCGCUGACGACUAUGUCAACUCUUUGCUUGCCAGUAUGCUUGGCUUGCCAGGCCACCAGGGCCCUCCAUGUUCUCCAUGUCACGGUGAACGUAAGGAGAGAAAGCACAAGCACAGAAGAGAGAGAAGACACAGAGACAAGGAAGCUAGACUUGAGGCUGCUAGAGCUGAGGCUGCUGAAGCUGAAGCUAAGGCUAAGGCUGCCAGAAUCGAAGCCGCCAAGGCUGAAGCUGCUAGAGCAGAAGAAGCUGCUAGAUUGGAAGCUGCCAGGCGUGAAGCUGCCAGACGUGAAGCUGAAAGACAGAGAGCUGCUGAGCAAAAGGCUAAGAGAGCUGCCGAGGAAAAGGCUAAGAAGGUCGCUGAGGAAAAGGCAAGAAGACUUGCAGCCGUGCGUGCUAAGAAGCAGGAAGAGUUGGCCAAGCAGAGAAGCGAAGAACAGGAAAGAUUUAACGAACAGUUGCAGAAGCAGCAGGAGUUCAUCUAUUCGCUCUUUGGUGGAGCCUUGCCAGGAUUCCAAUUUGCCAGACCCCAAGCUCAGCCUGAAAAGGUUCCUGAGCCUAGAGAAGCUGCUCCACAGAAGCAAGAGUCCAAGAAGCAGGCAAUUCCAGACCCAGUUGAAGACAGCGAACCACUCACUGGUAGCGAUACCGAUAUUGAAUCCGAAACGGAGUCUAUCCAUUCCGAUAUCUCCACUCCAGACUCGAGAAGCUCAUUGAAGAGAAGCGGCGAGGAUCUUUCUGGCAGUGCUGAGAAACUCCACAGGCAUCCUUCUUUGGAAGAAGUCGAAGACGAGGAAUUCGUCAUGUUUAGGAAGAAGUUUGGCGACCAAUAA
Candidozyma haemuli is the source of this 1224-nucleotide messenger RNA. RefSeq lists its product as uncharacterized. The coding region runs from base 1 to 1224 and encodes 407 amino acids. The record is from RefSeq and is a predicted model, not a curated record. NCBI's taxonomy places the organism in Eukaryota, Fungi, Ascomycota, Pichiomycetes, Serinales, Metschnikowiaceae. The transcript has a single exon.